GAAAGAUCUGCAGAUUGUAGUGGACAAAAGUCAAAAAGGUGGAUACACUUGACUGUUUUCAUCAUUCUGCUUUUAUGGUCUAGUACACAAAUACUUGUGACACUGAUUAAACACAACCUGUAUUGUAUCACAAAUACUUAGAGAAACUGAUUAAACACAACCUGUAUUUUGUCACAAAUACUGAGUGAAACAAUUUGUGACAAUAAGUAAGUGCUCUUAACCUAUUUCAUUUGAAAAACUAUAUCCACCUAGUCUCAGUCACAUGAUAAAUUGUAGUUUUACGCUUGCUGGAUCUGUAUGGUUUGUAAGUUGCAAAAUUAAUUUUUAUUUUUCAGAGUAUGAGAAAAUUGCAAGCACAGCCAAGGUUCUGGAGGAGGAGGUUAAAGAGUGAGUCAGAUUUCAUGGUGUCAAUUGUUACCCCACUGUCUAGUUUAAUGCUAAUAAUCAAAUGUUAUUUCUUUUCAAAAAUAAAAUCAAAUUGGUGACAAUAAUUUUUUGUUAGGGAAACGUCUCUCUCAUUUCAUUCUAAAUAUCAUAAAUUUAUACAGAUAUAUAAUAAGUUUCUUAUUUAAGCUCAUAUAAAACUUUAUGUGAAAAUUUCAGGCUUCACAAUCAAAUCCUUGACAUUGGUGGAGCUAAACUUGGUGCUGUCCAGACCAGGCUGAAGGCCAUCAAUAAUGACAUUGACAAAACUGUUGGUCAGAUAACAAAGAACAAUGUGGGGGUGAAGACUUCAGAAAGGUAAAUGGAUUUACAUUUAAAAUUCUUUAUGAAACAUGCACCAAGACAAUUUUUUGGAUAUUGCUGUUGGCUAGUUUUGUUUUUUGGCCUACAAUGUCUGAUCCUCAUUGGACACUCCAUUCUGAUGGAAUUUUAUUUAUGCAGUCCUGGUUAGUUGCAUGAGAACUCUGUGUAUGUUCAGCUCGUGAAUUUGUCUAAUUUUGAUAAGUAUCUCUAAUAAAAUAUUUCUAGUUAACCUAAGAAUGCAUUGGUGCACAAAUGGAUGCACAUCAAUUUAGGUUACCAUCCAUUGGAUUUAUAAUUCAUCCUAAGUAUAUCUCUCAACAGCAGAGGUGAUGUUUUUAUUUUUCAACAAUUAAAAUUAUUACCUUAGCAAUAGUAUAUAAGUUUAUUUCCAAAUCAUAAUAAAGGUUUAUGGGAUUUAAAAGAGAAACAAAUGUGAUAUGUAAAUAUAUCAAAAUGUGAAUUUUCCUUGUCUAGAAACUUGAAACGGUCAGAGGAAAAAAUUGCAUCACUUCAUGAAGAGAUUGAGGAGACCAAAGAACUUGUUCUGACCCUGGAACAGAAACUAAAAUCUCAUGAAGGGGUAGCCACCAACCUGUUGGAGCAGUUUGAGAAAUUUCAGGUAAAACAAAUCUACGAAAAAAUAAGCACAAAUAAAAAGAAGUGCUAGAAGCUCUUUAGAUAUCUGAAAUAUAAUUUUGUUAAAGGUUAAGGAAAAUCCCUUAUUAAUCGAUUAAAUCCAAUGAACCUUGUAGAUUUGUUAGUUAUGAAGUACAUGUUUACCAUAUUUGAUAUCUCUUAUAUAUAUUUUGCUUCUGGUAUGUCCUGCUGCCUUUUCACCCCUGACCCUCCCCCCACUCAACAUGUCUUAUAUCACUUAGUACAAAGCACAAAGAAAAAAAAAAAAAAAAAAAAAGCUGUGACGCAGCGAGCGUCAUGUGGGACGAUUGAACUUGGGUUUAAAAAAAUUAAAUUUUUUUGUUAAGUGGGAGACAAAUAUAUUAAUCAAUAAAGAGCCACGGGUAUGAUGUAGGACUGUCUGUUGGCCUAUUGUUUUAAGCCAGCAGGUAGUGUGUAGGACUGUCUGUAGGUCUAUUGUUUAAAGCCGGCAGGUAGUGUAUAAGACCGUCUGUGGGCCUAUUGUUAAAAGCCAGCAGGUAGUGUGUAGGACUGUCUGUAGGUCUAUUGUUUAAAGCCGGCAGGUAGUGUAUAAGACUGUUGGCCUAUUGAUUAAAGGCCGGCAUAUAUUGUAGAUAAUCAGAGAUUAACACUUUUUAAAAAUGCUUUAUAUUUACUUCACUUUUGUUUGUGGCUGGUUGACAAGAUCUUCUGACGACUAAUUAACCCACUUCCGCCAUCUGCUAGAGCUGAAACUUGGCACAAAGACUCGUUACGGAUUACACAUUCUCUCAAAUUUUGAGCCCUACCCUAGAUUUUCCUGUUUUUCACGGGGGAGAUGAAGGAAAUAUGAUUUCAUGAAAAAAAUCCCUGAUAACUAUGCUAAAUUAGAUUAUUUAAAGAGAAAAAAAUCGCAAGUGUGUUUUCUAAAAGGGUUGGUGAAAUAUUUCUAUGAUGUAAAAGUGGUUGGGUAAUUAGAAUAUUAAUAUAGUUCAGGGGUGUGAAAAAAUGUGCAGUUACGAGUAUUGAGGGGUUAGCACUCACUGGGAUACUUAAGAAAGUGAGUUACUGAUAUGAUGGUUUUGUCAAAUCUUCAAGCCCCCCCCCCCCAUUACAUUUUAUAAAGAUUUUAUACGGAAUAAUUUGUUUUUGGGGGUUGUUUGUUUUGUAACACUUGGACCCACGGGGUAUUUUCUCAACCUGGUGUAAAAAAAUUACGCCCUAAUAUUUCUAUUUUUUAGAGUAUUGAGGGGUUAGCACUCACUGGGAAACUUAAGAAAGGGAGUUACUGAUAUGAUGGUUUUGUCAAAUCUUCAAGCCCCCCCCCCCCAUUACAUUUUAUAAAGAUUUUAUACGGAAUAAUUUGUUUUUGGGGGUUGUUUGAUUUGUAACACUUGGACCCACGGGGUAUUUUCUCAAACUGGUGUAAAAAAAUUACGCCCUAAUAUUUCUAUUUUUUAACAUUUGUUUGGUAAAGGUAAUGUCCACAUUGUUAGUCUUGGUAUGUGGUAAACCAGUCAUGAAGAAAUGUUCUUUUUUCUAGUUGGAGGUCAAACAACACGAAGAAAGACUCCAGGGAAUGAAAAAAGUUGUGGAAGAUCUGGAACAAGAGGAGACAGAUAUGGCCAGCGAGGGAAUUGAGCUGCAACACCAACUUGACAAGAUUGAGACCAUCAUAAAAGAAAACCGUGCCAAGAUAAAAGUCUGGAAAAAGGAUGUUAGUGGUUUGAUUUUUUUCAUUUUUAUCGUGGGCUUAAUUCGAGGAUGACUAGGGGAAGCAUUAGGGUUAAAAUCAAUAACUUUUCUCGGAUGGUCCUUUCAUCCUCUUAAUCUUGAUUUUUGUUUAUUGUAUUUGUCCCUUAUUGUGCACAGAGAAAAUGGAAUAUUUGAAAGCAAGUAAAGGUUUGUCCAAAAUCUUUUUGUAAUCUGGCUUUGGAAACAAAAAAUGUAACAUCAAUUCUGAGCACAGAGUUUCUGAGUUUCAGUUGCUGAUAGUUGGCCAAAGUUUCUAAAUCCAUGCUUCAUAUGAACACCUUCUACUUCUGCCCAUUUAAGAUAUAAUUGUAUGCACACAAAAAAGGUCAAUUUAGGUCAAUCUCAUUGAAAAUUUCACCCCAGAGAGGGAAAGUUUUCUCUUUUCAAUGCACCUACAUGAAGGCACAUAAAUGAUGGGUCUUGUCCUCUCAUAGCAAACAUUUACAUUUACAAGAAAAUUUUUUAUUGCAGCUCAGCGUACUAAAACUGACACCAACCAACAGAGAGGAGGAGCAGACAGAAUUAACUUUACCAACGUUCAGUGCAGAAGAGCUCCAGACCCUCAAUAAACAGGAUCUCAAUGUGGGGAUAACUCUUCUGGAGGAAAAAAUGUCCAAGAUGAAGCCCAACAUGGCAGCUAUUGCAGAAUUUAGGAAAAAGGUUUGUUAUUAUACUUGAAGUAAAUCACCUGCUGUAAAUAGUUUAUGUACUUUUAUUGAUGGUAGGUAAUGCAACCAGAUUUUUAUUUUAAAAUUGUCAUGAAAUGAAACGGAUGAUUAAAUACUUCCAUCCUUACAAAUAAUAGUAAAUUAUUUUUAAAGGCAGCUAUUGAUAAGUCCAUGGGUAGUAGCCAUCUCAACGCAAGCACACUCCAAAGUCUGAAUUAACAAAAGGCUAAAUAAUUUUCUGUUAUAUAAAUACUUGGGAAGGGGCAGACUGUGUAGUGCUGCCCCUAGCUCUCUAUACUCCUACCAGUAACUAUUGCACACACUAAUUCAAUCAAAUGACUUAAAAUAAACACUAUUCUGUCAUGUGAUUUAACAGUGACUGUAUCAAAAAGUCAAAUUGUCCAUAUGGUAUUAUUGAAUUGUACAAUAAAACAGCAGCCAUCACACUGAUAAUGUUUCAUUCUUGUAUUUCAGGAAGAGGUUUAUCUUCAAAGGGUUGGUGAACUUGACCAGAUCACCAACUUUCGUGAUGAGCAGCGCCGUUUACAUGACAACUUGCGUAAACAAAGACUUGAGGAGUUCAUGGCUGGCUUUGAGGUUUGUUCUUUGAUUGGUUUUUUUUUGUGUGUUUUUUUUGUCACUUUACAACUGUUUGUGAAGUACUUCAUAAAAGCUCUGUUUCUAUACAUCACAGACUGAAAGUCAAGUGCUUGAAAAAAUUUAUCGUUCACAAAAAUUAUAUAUACAAAUUGUUGUCAUUAUUAAAAAUAUAAAUCAAAGUAACAAAUAUACUAGUUUUUUCUGUCAGCUCAGCUCAGUAAAAUGCUGUAACCAAUGCAUCAUGUUGUUUUCCUCAGGUCAUCACCAACAAACUGAAAGAGAUGUAUCAGAUGAUAACAUUGGGAGGUGAUGCAGAACUAGAGUUAGUUGACUCGUUGGAUCCUUUCUCAGAGGGAAUAGUGUUCAGGUAGGUCAUAGUGUAACUACAUAAUAAACUACACUGACUGAAAUUUACAAGUAAAGGUGCAUUUCAAAGUCAUUUUAUUGGACACUAAAUCACAAAAUAGUAUGAGCUAAGAGAAGAUACAUACUAAAUAGAUCAUUAUGUUUAAAUAAUAUUUACAAGGAUUUAAUAAGCUGGGUGUUCUGAGUUUGUUGUUAAGUGUGCUUUCAAGGAAACAGGAAAAAAUACUUUAACUUGUCAACAGUGUGAGACCACCUAAGAAAUCUUGGAAAAACAUCUCCAAUUUGUCUGGUGGUGAGAAGACAUUGUCCUCCCUGGCGCUCGUGUUUGCCCUGCACCACUACAAGCCGACACCACUUUAUGUCAUGGAUGAAAUUGAUGCCGCCUUGGACUUCAAAAAUGUUUCCAUUGUUGCCAACUACAUCAAGGUUAGUUUUGAGUCACUUGUGCACAAGUUGAUCCCUUAACUCUUUCCCUACGUAUCAACGCUCCCAUCGUCGAUUUGAAAUAAAGAUUUUGGCGUAUCGAAGGUAUAAAAACCUGUUUAUUUCGGUUCUUUUCUUAGCUAUUGGUGUUUAGUUAUUUUAAAUCAAUUCUAGAAUGAUUUCCCUUUGUAUAAACAUCUGGUUUUUCUGUGUUUGAAUGAUGUUUUGCGUAGAAUGAAGUGUUUGAAGCGGUUGUUUUCAUUGUCCAUUUCAUUUUUGUUUACAAACAUGAAAUCUUGACCUGACCCAUCUGGUGAUCGAUCUAAUAAAGUUUGAAAAUAUUACUCUGAUGAUGAUUCAGACAGUGAUUUUAUGAUUUCAAAUGCAGAGGCUGAUUGUGUUGAAUCUUAUGAUUAUAAUCCUAGUACUAGUAUUAAUAGUACUAGUGACGAAAUAAUGAAAUUGGUAAUUCAUCAGUUGAUGAACAACCAGCCCCACCCCCCAGCUAAAGUGCACAUCCAUAUGGAUUGUUUUUUAGGCUUACUAUAGCUAAACCCAGAUGAAAAGAUAUGACAAAUUUAUGGUAAAUUUUCCAUUUACCAUCAUAAAUGUUAGUACAUAGAAGAAUACAGUGCAAAUAUUUUGUAAUAGAAACAAAUUGUUUCCAGUGGAAAUAAAUUUUUUGUGUGACGGUGACAAUGGAUAAUGUGCUCUGGUGUUUAAUUUUUUUUCUGUUUUUUUAAGUUGAUCUUAUUAUUUGUGAUGCACAUAUGGAUAUAGUUCAGAAACAAAAUUUUUUUUGUUAUACUUUGGAUUAUAAAUUUCUCUGACUGACUUGGAAUGAAUGUUUAGCGAAAAUUCUGUAUGAUUUAAAUUUUUUAGUUCUAUUUUCCAUAAAUCAAAAUCACAUGUAUUUAGUAAAUGUAAAGCUAAGUCUGCAUUGUCUGUAUUCCUCUUUAAUUCCAUACCAAACUUUGCACUUUCUGAUGAAAAACAAAAAAGUUAUGAAAGUUUAGAGACAACAUAGUAGCGCGUAACAAAAACGCAAAAUAGAUAAUUCUGUUAGAACAUGGAAAAUAAUUCAGGAGGGAAAGAGUUAAGAAAAUUUCUGAGUGAAAUAGUUACCCGUUGCUCCAUGCAGGGGUGCCACUUUUCCGGGCCAUCCCGGAAUUCCGGAUUCGUGAGGCUAAAUAUUUUUCAGUUCCGGAUUCGCGAGUUUUUAUAUUCUCUAUUUCCGGAUUCGCCAGUUCAAUUUAUUCAAAUACGGAUUCUGUCUGUUUUUUGUUUUUUUUAAAGAAUCAACGUGCAACAGAAUUCGCGAAAAACCAGGAAAAUUCCUUGAAAAUGGACGUUAAUCGCCGAUCUCGUCUAUUUUUAGCCUUUCUGUUGACAGAGAGCUAGAGGUUUCCCCUUGCGCAUGCGCUUUACACUACGCGUUUCGAGUACCGUACUACUUCGAUAGACCAGAAAUAUUUAUUUUCUAUUCACGUCGCCAAUCAAGACAUAUUUGAAGUGUUUGGGUAAGCAAAGUGUAAAAUUUAGUAAAUAUCUUUUUAAUUUAGUUUUUAAUUAUUGGGUAACCAUUAUCAUAAAAAGAAAACUACUCGUCCGAGCGCUGUCUAACAAGACUAAGCUUAGCGUACUUUGUUAUGUAGCUUUACCGUAUGCAGGCGACUUGUAUUUUUUUUUUUAUUAGAAGAGCUACGCGGCGUUUAACUUUUUUUUAAGUUCACUUUACAUUUAAUUACGGAGUAAGCCUUCUAAUUUUAAAUAGGCUAAUAUGAUUAAGUUAUUUUUAUCCGUUCUUUAGAGAGCCUGACAUAACCGUAUUUAGUUAGUUUUUAUUUAUUAGUUAUGCACUCCCGUGUUCUGACUCUGGGUUUACUACUUUACGGUAAUUUGUAAUUCUACUAUAGUAUUCAUAAUGCUCUGUAUUACCGUAGCAGUAGUGCCGUAGUUAAAUUUUAAAUACUGGUAUAAUAUAGUCGAUAUUAUUAUUAUGUAUGCCUUACUAUAAACUAUAAAUCUAAUAAUAUUUUAUUUUGUUUCACUAUUCAGGAUCUAGGCUCAAUAAAAAUAUGUAAUGCCCAACAGUUAACAGUUCCUUUAACUUUAAAGAACUGAUGGGCAUUACAGUUACAGUACAGCAAUUGGCAAUCAUGAUUGAAUAAGCAUUCAAUGAAUACUAUGCUGGAAAUAUUGAUAUCAAGUAUUCAAGGGGAAAAUGUCUGAGUCAAUCAUCUUUAUCACCCAUCUUAGGUGUCCACUUUUGUAACUUCUCAAUUUAUGAAAUUUAUGUGUCAAACUAUGAAACUCUCACACUUGGGAGAUAGUAUAGACACUAAAGUGUGUUGAUUCAAACUAUCCAUUUUCAUCAUAAAGAAGACAACAUUAACUCCAUAUAUGAAAAGAUACUUUCCACUUGUGGUAGCUAUACUUUUGUUCUAAAAUGCCCAGAUAACUCAUUGCAAAAGUUGACUUUUCAAGUCUAAGUAAAUUGAAAAAUUGCUAUUGCUGUAAAUUUAAUAAAUACUAAUAAAUGUUUACAUGUAUACACCUUAAUUGCUUAAUUGUGUUCAUUUGUGAUGUAUCUCAAUGUUUUAUUUGAUAAUUUUAUGCUUGUUUUUAUAUUAAUCAACAAAAUGCCGCAUUGCGAUAAUCAGGAAUUUUGAGUUUCAUUAAGUUUCAGGGAUUGAAAAAUUUGUAAAUGAAGUUUCAGGUUUCAAGAAAUUUUUAGAAAGGGAUUUCAGGGUUCACAGGUUUCAGUGAGUGGCACCCCUGGCUCCAUGAUUCUCAGCUUUGUUUUAUUUAAUUAGUCCCUACUUCAUCUUUUUAUUAUGAAUGGAUUCGUGUGCACUUAUUGGAGAGGGAGGGGCCUGCAUACAUUAACUGAUAUGAUUAACAUGUUGAUUCAAUGAGUAAAAUAUUAUGUAAAUUUAAUUUAUACUUAUUUAAACGUUUUGUUGUUUUACUGAUGUAAGCUUGUGCCCAAACAGUUACUUGUUUAUUCUGUAAAAUAUUAUUUAAGCUAAACAUAUAUUGUUUUAUUCACAAAUUGUUCGUGUCUAAUUAAUUCAGCGAGUCUUUUAACUUGGUUUACAAAGAGCCCAUUAACUAUCAGCCAAGCCUUAAUACUAAAAUGAUAAAUAUCAUCCCCAGGAGCGUACAAAGAACGCCCAGUUUAUCAUCAUUUCGCUGAGGAACAACAUGUUUGAGCUGGCUGACAGACUCGUUGGCAUCUACAAGACGCAUGACAGCACCAAGUCGAUUACAAUCAACCCGUGGAAGAUGGUUACCAGUUUUGUUGACAAGAUUAGGGAACUUCACAACGUUGAAAUGCAUGAUACUUAACAUUAUAUGCUGUUGUCCCCAUCAUACAAUUGUUAAUCAAAGUCGUCUGCAGCUGCUCAGGGCGGGCUGUAAUGUAAUUACUGCUGAUUUGUGUACAGUUUUUUUUCAAAAUUUACUUGGUAUGUCAGACUGAGAGGAAAGGACUAAGGAAGUGACAGAAUUAGGAGCCGACUGAAAUAUUUUAGUUUUGAAUCAAUCUUAAUUUUCUCGAUUUUGGUUUUUUGUGUGCUGUAAAGGUAUUUUUCUUCUUUUCAAAUAACUUAAUGUAAUGGUUAUUCCAUUUACAGGCCCAUGUGCCAUUCUCAAUUGUCUCAUGUUCUGUACAUCA
This is a messenger RNA of Lymnaea stagnalis (great pond snail), 8853 nucleotides long. The record is from the annotation of a GenBank genome assembly. NCBI's taxonomy places the organism in Eukaryota, Metazoa, Mollusca, Gastropoda, Lymnaeidae.